UCUGAUGACUCUAUAAUAUAACUAAAACUAGAAUAUUGUUAUUUGUUAUACUACACGACUUUAUUCUCUGGCGUACGAUAUCCCUGAAAUGUUUUUAAAUUGUGGAUUGUUGUGACGUAUAAGUAUCCAUAGAAACCAGAAUAUCAUUUAAUCAGUAAAACAUAGUGCGUACUAUUAUAAAAUCCAAUAAGUCUUAUCAUAAAGUAUACACAAUAUUACAAUAACCAUAAAAGCAUUAAAAUGUCUGUAAGUGCAGCUGAUAAUUUAUUAAUCGAAAAAGAAUUGAAAAUUGUAGUAGUAGGAGAGCCGUCUACAGGAAAGAGUUGUAUCGUGUCUAGAUAUUGCCAUGAUGAUUACACAAGGCAAUAUAUACCAACAUGUGGCGUAGAAUUUUACUUAAAAAGAACACAAAUUCAAGGUCAUAAUGUCAGAAUCAAUAUUUGGGAUACAAGUGGAUCAUCUAAUGGACUUUUAUCAAAAUAUAUUUAUAAUGCUGAUGCAAUCAUACUCGUGUAUGAUAUAACCGACUGUGUUUCGUUUUCGGCUGUGUCAACGUGGUACAAUAAAGCAAUAAGUGUUCAAUAUGAAAAUGUACCAACGUUUGCUUUAUUUUCAAAUAAAUGUGAUUUAGAACACAAAAGAUCAGUUUCUGAAGAAAAGCAAAUAUUAUUUUCAAAAGAAUUUAAAAUACCGAUUUCUCAAUCAGUAUCUGCACGCACUGGUGAAAAUAUAAUGUUUGCUUGGCAACAGCUAGUGGCCGAAUGUUUGGGAUUAAAACUUUCGAAGUUUGAUUUAGAACAACAUUUAGUGAGACCUGUGAAAGCAGAAAUCGAAACAACAAUCAAUCAGUAUAAAACUAUGAUGUCGAAUCAACAGCAAAAUAUGUCAUCUACAAUUUGUGUCAUUCAAUAGUUGAUAGUGUAUACAAAAUACGAACAUACAAUUUGAAUUAAUAUAGCUAAUUAGCUAAACAUCUGUUAUGUGCAUUUUUUGUUGUUUGUUUUUAUUCAUUUAACUAAAACAAAAUAUACGAAUAAUAAUUAAAUAUUUUAAGGAAAA
Molecule: messenger RNA, 1059 nt
Organism: Acyrthosiphon pisum (pea aphid)
Lineage: Eukaryota; Metazoa; Arthropoda; Insecta; Hemiptera; Aphididae
Product: ras-related protein Rab-28
Exons: 5
Coding region: 241-912 (223 amino acids)
Molecular function (GO): GTPase activity; GTP binding
Source: RefSeq, a predicted model, not a curated record